Molecule: messenger RNA, 1638 nt
Organism: Pistacia vera
Lineage: Eukaryota; Viridiplantae; Streptophyta; Magnoliopsida; Sapindales; Anacardiaceae
Product: small ribosomal subunit biogenesis GTPase RsgA 1, mitochondrial-like
Exons: 4
Coding region: 349-1638 (429 amino acids)
Molecular function (GO): GTP binding; GTPase activity
Source: RefSeq, a predicted model, not a curated record
GAUAAUAUUGUAUAAUUCAAUCAAAAUUCGAUCAAAACAUACACGCCUAUAAUUUAUCAACAAACUGAGAAUAUUGGUUUUGAUGAUUAUAAGGUAUUCAAUUUAAAUUAACAAACAAAAUUUUCGUGCCUAUCUUUUCUGCGGAUGUAAUGCUGAAGCGAUGUCGUUUAAGGCAACUAAGCUGUAAAUGUCUGUUGCUAAUCCUUCAAGAAGCUACUGGACACUCAAAUGCUUCCACUGCUUCAGUUUAGAAAAAAUGGAUAAAACACCCAAUGCGUGACUUUUCGCUUCCUUUGUUUUUAUCUCUUCAAAUUUUGAUCGAAAAUUAUUGUUACACUAACGAUCUCCAUGCCGAUCUCUUCAAUUUCUCUCUUCCGUCACCGAGCAACCGCCGUUAACAACUUCAUCCGCCAUGUAUCAGCUAUCCACCACCGUCAAGCCCCGAUCGUCACCGCCGCAGCUAAGCACCAGCAACAAAAACCUAAAAACUAUGUUAGCAAGAAUCUACUCAGAGCCAAACAACACACUGUGAAAGAAUUCUCCUCUCUCGCUCCAGUUCUCUCACCACAGGACAAACAGAACCUGACCGAGUCCCAAGCAAUAGGUACUGUAGCCGCCGCCCAAGCGAAUUUCAUGCGCGUGAUCGUCCAACCAGAACCUUCUAGAACCUCCGAUUCGUCUUCCAACAUCACUAGUGGAGUGGAGCUGCUGUGUGUGGUGAAAGCCGUGCUGAAGAAGAUAAAACGGAGAGUUUUGGUCGGGGACAAGGUGGUGGUGGGGUCCAUUGAUUGGGUGGACCGCAGAGGCAUGAUUGAGAAUGUGUUUCAACGGAGUACGGAGAUUCUGGACCCUCCCGUGGCGAAUGUGGACCAUUUGCUCGUGCUUUUCUCACUAGACCAGCCCAAGCCAGAGCCAUUUACGCUCACAAGGUUCUUGGUUGAGGCUGAGUCGACAGGAAUUCCACUCACCCUAGCAUUGAACAAAGUAGAGCUUGUUGAUAAGGAGACACUGGUUGGAUGGAACACUAGGCUGCAUGGUUGGGGCUACGAACCGCUGCUUUGCAGUGUCGAAUCAAAAUACGGACUUGACUCUCUUGCAUCAAGCUUGAAAAAUCAAACAACUGUAAUUGUGGGUCCAAGUGGAGUUGGGAAGUCUAGUCUUAUUAAUGCUUUGAGAAGCAAUCCUAGUGCUGCUGAUGCUGCUGAAGGGGAUAAUUGGUUUGAACCAAUUUUGGGAAGCAAAUGGUUAGAGGAUCAGCGUGUUGGGGAAGUUUCAACCAGAAGUGGCAGGGGAAAGCAUACCACGCGCCAUGUUUCUUUGCUUCCAUUAUCUGGAGGAGGUUAUCUAGCUGAUACUCCUGGGUUUAAUCAGCCUAGUUUACUGAAAGUAACUAAGCAAUCUCUUGCACAAGCUUUCCCUGAGAUUCGGAAAAGGUUGAAAGCCAAUGAGCCCUUGAAAUGUACAUUCAAUGAUUGCGUGCAUAUUGGUGAACCAGGGUGCGUUAUAAAAGGGGAUUGGGAAAGAUAUCAAUACUAUUUUCAACUUCUUGAUGAGAUCAGGAUGAGAGAGGUGUUUCAGUUGAGGACAUUUGGAACCAAAAGAGAGGGUGAUGUAAGGUACGUAAGAUUAGAUCUCUAG